Messenger RNA from Penicilliopsis zonata CBS 506.65, 1466 nucleotides. RefSeq lists its product as hypothetical. The coding region runs from base 96 to 1376 and encodes 426 amino acids. The record is from RefSeq and is a predicted model, not a curated record. Gene Ontology annotation, molecular function: protein binding. The transcript is spliced from 3 exons. NCBI's taxonomy places the organism in Eukaryota, Fungi, Ascomycota, Eurotiomycetes, Eurotiales, Aspergillaceae.
CAACUUCAGCACUUCAGCUUUCUUUCAACCCUGGAGCACAUCAACAAUAUGAGAAGUAUCUAAACUCAGUAUCUUAGGUCAUCUCAAAAGCAACAAUGAAUAGAGACCAACAGGCCCCAGGCCCAGCAACACCAACCUAUAUCCUACGCGGGCAUGCAGCGCCCAUCCAUGCCCUGCAUAUCUUCUGCCAGAACCUGCGGCUGGUGUCUGGCGAUGCAGAGGGAUGGAUCAUCGUCUGGGACAUGGUGACCAAACGGCCUGUUGCUGCGUGGAAGGCGCACGAGGGGGCUGUUCUCGAAGUGAAGGGCGUGAGUUCUGAGGCAGUCGAAAUUUAUACGCAUGGGCGAGAUCACAAGCUACGACUGUGGAGAUUCCGUGCACAAGAGGAAGGCCUACUCGAAAAGACUCUCCCUGUUGACGCGCAUGAAACACCACACUCCGAACCGGGGAUCCAGCCAUGGCUAGUUCAUUCGCUUCCCGUCAACGCGCUGAACUUCUGUGCCUUUUCGAUCCUCCAGAUCGAGCACGACAAGUCAGACACCGGGCUCGACAACAAAACAUCCCCCGUGCUAGUGGCGGUGCCGAACGCGCUCGACUCGGGCGCCAUCGAUCUUUUCCACCUCCCACUCGAACGCCGCAUCUCUACCGUCCCGGCCGCGGCGGGCGUGAAGACCGGUAUGGUUAUGGCGGUAAGUCUCUUCUCCAACCCGGCAGGGCUGUACGUUUGUUCCGCCUACGAAGAUGGCCGAGUGAUGGUCUUCGUCCGUCGGGGAGCUCUUAUCAUCGAGACCACUACUACCGGCCCUCCCGAUCCCCCUUGGACGUGGGAGAACGUUUACACGAGUUGCCCUCACUCACAGCCCGUCCUGUCCAUCGACCUGGCGCCUAGUAAGGCCUACUUUCUGUCCUCUUCGGCAGACGCCGUACUAGCCAAGCAUGAGAUCCCAUCGCUACCGAGUGCAUCGCGCGCACUUCAGGAUUCCCCACCGAAACAAUCGGCUAACACGAAACAUUCAGGCCAGCAGGGCCUGCGGAUCCGCGACGAUGGCCGCAUCUUCGCGACCGCCGGCUGGGACGCGAGAAUCAGAGUCUACUCGUGUAAAACGAUGAAGGAGCUCGCCGUGCUGAAGUGGCAUAAGGAGGGAUGCUACGCCGUGGCGUUCGGAGAAAUCAAUGGAAUCGUCGACUCGAAAUAUCCUGGCGACGGCAGCCAUACGGAUGAGCCUAACGACAGUGAUUCUCAAGCCCUGAACAGGGAUGAGAGUGGCUUUUCCCUUGCGGCAGUCCAGCAGCAGCGGAACAGAAAGGUGCAAAAUACGCACUGGUUAGCAGCCGGGUCAAAGGAUGGGAAGAUCUCAUUAUGGGAUAUCUAUUGAGCCAUGCACCUUAUCUAUAUACAUUGAGAUCAAAAGAGUCGCUUUUUUAUGAGAGAAUAUUGAGAUAAAAAGACGGGGGAAAGAAGAGAC